This is a messenger RNA of Clunio marinus, 225 nucleotides long. The record is from the annotation of a GenBank genome assembly. Lineage: Eukaryota; Metazoa; Arthropoda; Insecta; Diptera; Chironomidae.
AUGAAGCUUCCUCCUUCUCCAUAUCAACCGAACAUGAUACAUCGGAGUACAUCGAGAAGAAGCAAUUUCAUCUGCCAAAAUCAUAAUCGUAUGUUCAUGUUUUGCUUAAGUAUUCGAGGGAGAACUUCUCGAUAUUCUGACAGUCUCUUCUGGUUUAUAGCAAGAGCAGUAAGAAGCAACGCAAUUACAAGACAAUGUGCUUUGGUAUUGCGUGGUAAGAAUUAA